CCAAUUUCCCAUACUCAUGUCUUUCAAUGUCAUGAUCCAUCGGAAUCCCCCCCCCCCCCUUCCAGCGCUCAACUCAAAGCGGCUGCAAUCAGCCUCUCUGAUUGUAGCUCAUGACAGGGUCGGAAAUCUUCCCAAGCAACCCCCAUCACCAAUCGAUGGCGCAAUAUUUCGAAUGACCAUGGGUGGUAAUUUGCCCAUAUAAGAACUCCAUACUACGGGACUUCCAGGACCUUCCAACGCUCAAACGCUUUACUAGCUGACAACCAUGGCUACAGAUUUUGUGAAGAACAACGAGAAAUACGCAAAGGAUCAGCAUAAACCUAACCUGCCGAUUCCACCGUCUAAGAAACUCCUCAUCGUUACUUGUAUGGAUGCUCGAAUCGACACUUUUGCUUCUCUAGGGCUUGAACAAGGCGAAUGUCAUGUCGUUCGGAAUGCCGGAGGUUGUGCACAAGACGCCAUUCGCAACAUAGUCAUAUCUCAACGACUCCUCGGUACUCGUGAAAUCGCCGUAUUCCACCAUACAGGAUGCGGAAUGUUGACGUUCACCACGGACCAGCUUAAGGAUAUACUCAGGAAAGAUGCCGAUGAUGCGGCUAAAGCAGAGGUGGAUAAGAUCGGUAGUUUUUUGGAGUUCAAGGAUUUGGAAGAGAGUGUGAAGGAGGAUGUAAAGUUUUUGAAAAACCAUCCUUUGGUGUUGAAGGAGACGAAGGUGUCUGGGUGGAUUUUCCGUGUGGAGGAUGGGAAGGUCGUUCAAGUUGCAUGAGGUGGAGUGUUAAGCGACAUGUGGAAACCGAAUGAAUGUGUACUUGUAUCGCCGCCUUUUCUUUUUUCUUUUGCAAAUGAGUUCCCUCCCCACCGUCAGAGACGCACGUUGGACGCAGAAUACCUGCCGUCGACUGCGC
This is a messenger RNA of Marasmius oreades (fairy-ring Marasmius), 905 nucleotides long. RefSeq lists its product as uncharacterized. The transcript is spliced from 5 exons. The record is from RefSeq and is a predicted model, not a curated record. Gene Ontology annotation, molecular function: zinc ion binding; carbonate dehydratase activity. The coding region runs from base 266 to 766 and encodes 166 amino acids. NCBI's taxonomy places the organism in Eukaryota, Fungi, Basidiomycota, Agaricomycetes, Agaricales, Marasmiaceae.